Messenger RNA from Selaginella moellendorffii, 1204 nucleotides. RefSeq names its product chloroplast envelope quinone oxidoreductase homolog. The record is from RefSeq and is a predicted model, not a curated record. Gene Ontology annotation, molecular function: oxidoreductase activity. The transcript has 5 exons. Bases 57 to 1076 code for a protein of 339 amino acids. NCBI's taxonomy places the organism in Eukaryota, Viridiplantae, Streptophyta, Lycopodiopsida, Selaginellales, Selaginellaceae.
CUAUUGUAUUGUAGGUUUUAAACAGGAGUGUCACUGAAGAGAGGGAUUUUGUGGCGAUGGCAGAGGGAGCGAGCAAGAAGAUGAUGGCGGCCUUGCAGUACUCCAAGUACGGCGAAGGCGCCGCUGGUCUCAAGCAUGUGGAGAUCCCAGUCCCGACGCCCAAGAAGGACGAAAUUCUGGUCAAGAUCGAAGCUGCAGCGAUUAAUCCCGUGGAUUGGAAGCUCCAGAAGGGAAUGCUCAAGGUCAUCUAUUCUAUCAAAUUUCCAUACAUACCUUGCACUGAUGUGAGUGGAGAAGUUGUGAGCGUUGGUCCCGGCGUCACUGGAUUCUCACAGGGAGACAAAGUUAUCUCUUGGCUUGAUCUUAAGCGCGGUGGAGGAUUUGCACAGUAUGCUGUAGCUGGAAUAAAAUACACGGCCAAGAGGCCAUCAGGAGUUUCGGCUGUUGAGGCUGCGGGUUUGCCAGUGGCUGGACUCACUGCGUAUCAAAGCCUUCGAGACUCCGGUGGAUUGAAGUAUGAUGGAUCUUACAAAGGAAACGUUCUCAUCACUGCUGCCUCUGGUGGUGUGGGUACUUACGCUGUUCAACUAGCGAAGCUUGCCGGCGCUCACGUCACUGCAACCUGCGGUACUCGAAACAUCGAUCUCGUCAGGAGCUUGGGAGCGGACGAAGUUUUGGAUUACAAGACACCGGAGGGUGCUGCGUUGAAGAGUCCAUCGGGGAAGAAAUACGACGUUGUUCUUCAGUGCGCAACUACAAUGCCAUGGUCCACUUUCCAGCCCGUGCUUUCUUCCAAAGGCAAAGUCAUCGAUCUAACCCCAACCUUCGGAGUGAUGCUCACCAGCGCCUUCAAGUUCCUGACAAUGUCCAAGCAAAAGAUGGCCAUCUUCGUGAUGUCAGCAAACGCGAAAGAUCUGGGAGAGCUGGCCGAGCUCGUGAACGAGAAGAAGGUGAAGUCGUUGAUCGACUCGGAGUUCCCGCUGGACAAGGCCGAGGAUGCUUGGGCGAAGAGCAUCGAAAGCCAUGCCACUGGAAAGAUCGUUGUGACAAACAAGGACGAAGCUGCAAGCUACUGACCGGAUCUUCAUAGCGGUUUGUUUGACGGAUCAGUAGUCCAUCUACUUGGGGAGGUAUGUGAAUAGUCAAGAAAGUUUGUAUGUCAGGUACUCGGCUUUUGUUUUUCAACGCGUUAUUUUGUUUUAUA